Messenger RNA from Cololabis saira (Pacific saury), 3391 nucleotides. It is a transcript of the gene stx3b, whose product is annotated as syntaxin 3b. Gene Ontology annotation, cellular component: SNARE complex; postsynapse; endomembrane system. NCBI's taxonomy places the organism in Eukaryota, Metazoa, Chordata, Actinopteri, Beloniformes, Belonidae. The record is from RefSeq and is a predicted model, not a curated record. The coding region runs from base 355 to 1224 and encodes 289 amino acids. Gene Ontology annotation, molecular function: SNAP receptor activity; SNARE binding. Gene Ontology annotation, biological process: intracellular protein transport; exocytic insertion of neurotransmitter receptor to postsynaptic membrane; synaptic vesicle fusion to presynaptic active zone membrane. The transcript is spliced from 10 exons.
ACGUUUUAGUAUGAUUAGAGCGAGGAGGGAGAUUAUACGGCUGUACACAACUGUUGUUUUAAUCCCCUGCAAGAGGAGAUUUAGCAAGAAAAAACACUGGCUUUAAACCCAGCAGCCAUAUUGUAUGGAAAAAACAACGGAAAGACUCCUGUUUUCAGAAAAAGUCGUCUCCUCAGAUACCUUUGUCAGACUUGUGAGGAGUUUAAUUUCUCUUUUACUGGCAGUGGGUUUCUGCUGUACAGCUAGCCGGCCAGCUGGCUGAGGGAUCCAGAGUUUGGGACUAUUUUCCAGCAUUUCUGUGCAAUAUUGGAGGUUAUAUUUCUGGUGUAAAAGUGUUACCUGAAACGCCGAAUAAUGAAGGACCGAUUGGAGCAGCUUAAAGCGACAUGUGAUCAAGAUGAUGAAGAGGUGGAGAUUGCUGUGGACAAUGCAGCCUUCAUGGAUGAUUUCUUCUCUCAGAUUGAGGACAUCAGGAACAGCAUUGAUAAAAUUGAUGAGAAUGUUGCUGAAGUCAAAAAGCUGUACUCGGUCGUCCUGUCAGCUCCCACCUCAGAUCAGAAAACACAGGACGACUUGGAGGCAAUCACUAAUGAUAUAAAGAAGAUGGCCAACAAUGCAAGAAAUAAACUCAAGACCAUUGAGAGGAAUCUGGAGUCGGAACAGGAGGAGAGGGUGUCAGCUGACCUCCGAAUACGCAAAUCACAGCAUUCAGUGCUGUCAAGGAAGUUUGUGGAAGUAAUGACAAAGUAUAACGAAGCUCAGGUGGAAUUCAGAGAGCGGAGUAAAGGACGUAUUCAGAGACAGCUAGAGAUCACUGGAAAAGCAACAACGGACGAUGAACUGGAAGAAAUGCUGGAGAGUGGCAAUGCUGCCGUGUUUACUGCAGGGAUUGUGGACUCUGGGAUCUCGAAACAAGCCCUGAGCGAGAUUGAAUCAAGACAUAAAGACAUUGUCCGUCUGGAGAGUAGUAUCAAGGAGCUGCAUGACAUGUUUGUAGACAUCGCCAUGCUGGUGGAGAGCCAGGGUGGGAUGAUUGACAAGAUUGAGAGCAACAUGGACCAGUCUGUGGGCUUUGUGGAGCGCGCCGUGGCAGACACUAAGAAAGCUGCAAAGUAUCAGCAGGAAGCUCGUCGUAAAGUGGUGAUAAUAGUGGUGGUUGUGCUGGUCUUGCUGGGAAUACUAGCACUCAUAAUCGGGUUGUCAGUAGGAUUGAAAAACAGCUGAUGAACUGUUUGAGUAAGAGACGAGCCGAGGGUAAGUAACUUUGGACCAGAUGUGUGCUGUAGUACCACAGGGGGUGUGGCUAUGAGGCAUGCUUGGGGAAAAUGUUCCCUUUUAGGCUCCGCAAGUGCGUUUUCUUUCUGUCCAGGGAGCUUGCGAGCAUAGUGCUUCUGUGCGUUUGUGGUUCGUGUCCGCAUUAUAUUUAGUUUUUGGUCUUUGCGGCUGUGCUUCUAUUGCUUCUAGUUGCUGCUAUAACCAAGCAUGGUUAGUGGUGAGUUUGUUGCAUGUUGUUUCAGCUUGUGUUAAAUGUGGAUGCGGGGCGGUUCAGUGACAGGUUCUCAGUCGGUCAUUAACACCAUCUUCACCUUGUAUCUCUCCCUCUGUAGAAAACGAUCAUCAUUGGUGUAGUCUGUGCUAUCCUCAUCGUCGUCAUCCUCAUCAUCAUCCUCACCCAGACGUUGUAGUAAGACUCCACUUGUGCAUUCAUCACCCAGUCCUCGCCGUUCUCCCAUCAGCUGGCCCACAAAAGGAAAUGAAACUUGAACUGAGACCACUCCACGUGGAAAUCACCAGAUUUAUCAACACCCCACUUGAAAGAAUGACCUCUGGAAAGGGGAAGACGAAGGUCUCUUUGGUUGCCUUAGUUCUGCCCAUUUCAAGGAGUUCAGACCUGAAGUCGACAUGAGGAGCAACACCUGUGGAGGCAAAAAGGGAGUUGAAAAGUAGCUGAUCAUUACGUCACUCCAGUGUCACUGAACAUUUCAUUGUUUAACAUGUGAUACCAAAGUUUCACCCUUUGUGUUUGUCAUAUAACUGUUGUUUAUUCAUGCAGAAGCACAUGAUCUCCCAGAUCAUUAAUCAUUGCCUUUAUGAGCCUUGAAACUUUUAUAACUGAAAUGCUACUGAAUGUUCACUGCUCUCGGAUCUUGUUGGUUUUGGGGAGUUCCAGCACUUUCACAUUUCAUAGUAUGUAAUAAAGCUUAAAUAUGCAUAAUUAUUAUGUAAAUAAUAGAAUUUAUAUGUGUGUUUUUCAUACCCAAUCCAGAAGGUGUCCCAGUGCUUAGACUUGAAGGACGUGGUGUGCACUCUCUGAUGAUUCUUCACUUUAGAGAUUCCCAGUGGGCGUCAUUUUUAAAAUGUGAAAGAAUUAUGGAAUGACAAGAGAAGCAAAAAAUGUGAACCGUAAUAUAAGGGAAAAUCCUGAAACUGCAUCUUUUUGGACCUUUAACAUGUGUCUGUUAACAUGCUAUAAAAACGUUGUUUUUGUUGCCAAAGACUUUGCUGAGAGGCUGUUAGUAACACUAGUGUCUACCUUACCGGAAGUGCCAGAGUUGUCUUUGUUUUUAUUCUACUUUGUGAUAAUGAGUUGCAGAAUCAAUCACACAAAUUGGCACCCCAAACUACAGGGAAGUGUCUGGUCCUCGUGGCUCUUUGACUGUGAUGCAUUCACUGGAAUAUUUUGGUUCCACUGUGAACAAACAAUGUUGCUGUUUAUCAGUGCAGCCCUGCAAUAAACCCACGAAGGGAUGUUUGUAAAAGUCACAAUGUUAAGUUUGUGUUAAAGCUGCUGUACUUGGGUAACCUUCAUAAACAUUGGAGGCUGGAAAUGUUUCCAAACUAUAUUACAUUCUCGUUUAUGUAAAAUGUAUCCCCACUCAUAGCUACAACUGGGACAAAGAAGGUAAAAAAACACCAGUCAAAAAGACCGGGAGGUUUUACAUAUAGAGAAGAUCAUCAGGAAAGAAAAACGGAUAACGGGAGGUAUUGCAGGGCUGCUCUAUUAACAUAAUUGGUUUUGAUGAAUUAAUGAACUGAGCUGAAUUGUGGUUGGUCAUCGUUUCUUGGUGAUGGAAACAUGUCACACUGGCAGCUUGCUGAGCAGCAGUGCACAGCCUUUUGCUCAUGAUUUAAACGACCAAAGUAAAGCAUGUGAUUCUUGCUGCGCUUGGAAGAAAAUAUGCUUUUUCAGCCAAUCAUCAAAGGGAAAAGUCAUUUCAACUGGUCUGUAUGUUGACUCAUCCUUGUACAGGAAGAUGUUGAAAAUAAAAGGCCUUCAUCGUGGUUUUUUUAUCUGCACAUUAAGAGUGGUUGUAGAAAACUCGAGCCUUUGUAUACAGUUUUAAGUGUCAAUUGUUUUAAAAUAAUUAAAGAUUUAUUAUUUUAUAAAGAC